This is a messenger RNA of Schistosoma spindalis, 948 nucleotides long. Lineage: Eukaryota; Metazoa; Platyhelminthes; Trematoda; Strigeidida; Schistosomatidae. The record is from the annotation of a GenBank genome assembly.
AUAUUCUUGUUUGCAGUUUGUCUGUUGCCAUAAUGUAGCAAAAGGUAUUAUCCUUCAUUUGUUUCAAUGCUUUCUGUUUACAGACUGCACCGGGAUCAAGGUUACCCUGGGCGUGACUUGUUGGACGUGAUUCGGCUAGUUUAACCAUUAUUCCAAGAUGGAUGUUGAUAAAGUGCGCAUGGAGAAGUUGGAAAAGUUAAAGGGGAUGAGUGACCAGGUGCGCAUCGGUGGCAAAGGUACAGCUCGCCGGAAGAAAAAAGUGGUUCAUAAGAAUGCUGCCGCCGAUGAUAAGAAACUUCAAAGUUCACUAAAGAAACUAAACCUCAAUACUAUCCCAACCAUAGAGGAGGUCAACAUGUAUAAACCAGAUGGAACUAUGAUCCACUUCAAGAAUCCAAAAGUUCAAGCAGCUCCACAAGCUAAUGUAUUUGCAGUUUCUGGACAAGCUGAAUAUAAAACACUAAAUGAUUUGUUCCCAAAUAUGCUUAAUCAAUGGGAGACAGCAAAAUUACGAUUGGCAAAAAUGAAUGAAAACUCAAAAACAUCAGAUUCAAAGGCAGAUGAUGGAGAUGAUGAUGUACCAGAGCUUGUGGAAGAUUUUGAUGAAAAAAGUCGUUUGGAAUAGUUUAAUAAUUGACAAAUGUACGUUGAGUGAAUGUGUAUGACUCAGUCAUUACUUUACAAUGAAAAUCACUCAGUACACCUAUUGUAAUGUACAAUGUUUGUUUUUAAUUAUUUCUCACAGCUUUUUUUUCUCCGGUUCCAUUUCCUAGUUGUGCAUUGUCAAUCUGUCCUCGUACUAUUCAUUUUGUUUGACAAAAUAUCCUAUGAAUGAAAUAAACAUUUCAAUUAUGUAUCGACUAGAAUCAAUUUGUAUAGCAAACUGUAUUAACAUCCAAGUAAAUGGGAUUUUGAAUACAUUUAAUCUUGUCGAUUAUUUUAAACGGA